AUUACGCUGGACCUCCAGAGGGAUUGCGAGUUGACGUUAUAGACGGCGGUCGAACAGUUCGUCUUUUCUGGAAACAACCGAAAACGAAUGGUGGAACGAAAAUCAUUAACUACGAGAUCAUUGUAACGGGAGAAAAGCGUGAAAUAAGAGAAAGCACAACUAAACUUUCGGCAGGGGUUACAUUAACAGACAAAAGCCGAUAUGAAAUACGUGUGUGCUCCAUAAAUAAGAUUGGAAAAAAUGAAAAUUCAUGUACAACACCACGUGAAAUUAAAAUAGGUAAGGGAUUUUGUUAA
Paramuricea clavata is the source of this 296-nucleotide messenger RNA. The record is from the annotation of a GenBank genome assembly. NCBI's taxonomy places the organism in Eukaryota, Metazoa, Cnidaria, Anthozoa, Malacalcyonacea, Plexauridae.